Molecule: messenger RNA, 1117 nt
Organism: Cutaneotrichosporon oleaginosum
Lineage: Eukaryota; Fungi; Basidiomycota; Tremellomycetes; Trichosporonales; Trichosporonaceae
Source: RefSeq, a predicted model, not a curated record
UCUCAUUUCCAUCCACACCGUCACCAUGUCCGCCGGAUCAGAACACGCACACGCCGCGCCCGUCGGCAUCCCCGAGUCCGGCGGCCACGCCGAUAUGGCUAUCACUGAGCUUGUCGCUGCCUUUGAGGCCCACGACUUUCGCAACGAUCAGGAGUUCCGGGCCGGCCUGCCCGCCGUAAUCAAGUCCGUCAAGGGGCGAGGAGCGAGUGCGGCGGACAUUGACGACGUGAUUGCGCGUGCCCAGUGGUUUUACUUUACUCGGAAGCAACAGACGCAGGUUCCAUUCGAAGUCUAUCUCGAGCGCCGUACCGGGGAGACCGAAAGUGUGCCCAUGGGCUCGUCAGUGACGUCGGGCACGUCUGCUUCUUCCGCCCCGACCGCUCCCCCGACCUUCCAGUCCCAACCUCCCAACGGUGCUUUCACCGGGGCGCACGGCCUUGCCCCUCCCUCCUCCGACCCACCUCCCUUCUCCUCGCGCCCGCCCUCCCCGCCUCAGGGCGCCUCCGCGGCAGUAGCCUCGGCUCUCCCCGCUCGCUUCGACACUGACGGUGAGGGGGGCAUCACCGUGGAGCGGGUGUGCACGUCGAUCCCGGCGUCGCGCAACACCACGCCACCCCCGCGCGACACGACACCGCAGGCGCGCCCCGAGCUGGGCGUCCGGGCGCCCAGCACCGGCGGCUCCACCCUCCCCACCCCAGGGCUCACCGAGUCUGAGGCGUCGACGCCCGACGUCAGCGGCAUGCGCAUCGAGAACCGCGUCGCCGUCGCCGCCGAGAUGGCAGUCCCGGCCGCUGAUGCACCUGUCGAGGCGGAGAUUGAGGCGUCCAACGCACCAGGGCCGAUCGAGACGACCGCCCCGGGGCCUGACGGGCCACAGAUGCCCUUCGACGAAGUCGUGCGCCUCAUCUCGACGGGACGCGCCGGCGAGGUGCCACAUCACGAGAUCCCCGAAGGCCUCAACGAGGAGCCUGCCAGCGAGGCUAAGAUGGCAUCGCGUCCAAAGCCGUGGGAGCGAGCUGCGUCGUCCACCGCAUCUGCUCAGACCGCUGACGCUGCCCAGCUUGCGGAGCAGUGAUGUAUCAUCAGUGUAGAGUAUUAAUGAACCGGUCAUCUGGAG